Oxyura jamaicensis (ruddy duck) is the source of this 1075-nucleotide messenger RNA. RefSeq names its product membrane associated ring-CH-type finger 3 (gene MARCHF3). Gene Ontology annotation, biological process: protein ubiquitination. Gene Ontology annotation, molecular function: ubiquitin-protein transferase activity; zinc ion binding. The transcript has 4 exons. The coding region runs from base 227 to 781 and encodes 184 amino acids. The record is from RefSeq and is a predicted model, not a curated record. Lineage: Eukaryota; Metazoa; Chordata; Aves; Anseriformes; Anatidae.
GCCGUCCCCGCGCUGCUCGGGGGGCGCAGGGCGCCGUGCCGACGCCCCGGACCCCCCAGGCCCUUGAUGCUGGCUGCUUGUGGUGCCUGGGGUCGUCUGGCCCCGAGGAGGUGUUGCUGAUCAUCGCCAGCCCGCUGGAGGCAGGUGUGGAACUUACCUGGUGGGUUUUGGGGUUUCCUGAAGCUCCUCUGCUGUUGCAAGGAGCAGCCCCUUCAAUGACCGGCCAAUGUGCAGGAUCUGCCACGAGGGCAGCAGCCAGGAAGACCUGCUCUCCCCCUGUGAGUGCACAGGGACCCUGGGGACUAUCCACCGCAGCUGCCUGGAGCACUGGCUGUCGUCCUCCAACACCAGCUACUGUGAGCUCUGCCACUUCAGGUUUGCAGUGGAGCGCAAACCCAGGCCACUGGUAGAGUGGCUGAGGAACCCAGGCCCCCAGCAUGAGAAACGGACUCUCUUUGGAGACAUGGUGUGCUUCUUGUUCAUAACGCCGCUGGCGACCAUCUCUGGCUGGCUGUGUCUACGAGGAGCUGUGGACCACCUGCACUUUAGUAGUAGGCUAGAAGCUGUUGGCCUCAUUGCACUCACUGUCGCACUCUUCACUAUUUACCUCUUUUGGACCCUAGUAUCAUUUAGAUAUCAUUGCAGAUUGUACAACGAAUGGCGUCGGACCAAUCAGCGGGUGAUACUCCUAAUCCCAAAGUCUGCCAAUGUUCCCUCCAACCAGCAGUCCCUGCUGGGCCUGCCAUCAGUCAAAAGGAACUCAAAGGAGACAAUCGUCUGAUCUGGGGAUUUCUGCACUGGGUCCGUGCACUAAAAAUAUUUUCCUCAAACUCAUUGGGCUCAGACACCGUCCAGAACCCCCUAGUGCUGUUCUGACUUACAAACUCUUCACAGACGAAGAAAUCACUGUCUGAAUUCAAAUCAUGGAUGCUGCAAUCAUAUGAUAUUUGCUAAUCUGCCAAACAUGUUUAUUUAGCAGAUACUAUAUGGAAGCUCGUGUUAAUACUUGCAUCAACAAGUGAUGCAAACUUUUCUAUUGUUUAAAAAUAUUAAACUAUGAUAAUUAACAAUGCAA